AUGCAUGAAAAUGAGCUGUCUGAAGCUCAACGUGAAAGAAGUAUCAGUACAUAUGUGAGUGGUAUCAAGCAAACGCUUAUUUUAACUCAGCUUUGUAUUCCCACUAGCACUGUCAACAAUACUAUAAAAGAUAUAAAGAAACAGAUUCUUAAUAUAAUAAGCAGAUUAAACUCUAGUCUUGAUACCAUAUUGCAUAAUAAUACUGUUAGAAAAUACCUUAAUAAUGAAGGUCUUGGUAGCUAUGUCAUUCUUAAAUUUGGUGGUAGUUCAGUAAUGUUUUGGGGUUGUUUUGGUUGGCAUGGAGUUAGACCUUUGGUUGUAAUAGAAGGAAGUAUGGAUUCUGAUACAUAUAUCAAUAUUCUUGCUAACUACUUCAUACCAUGG
Funneliformis geosporum is the source of this 384-nucleotide messenger RNA. The record is from the annotation of a GenBank genome assembly. Lineage: Eukaryota; Fungi; Glomeromycota; Glomeromycetes; Glomerales; Glomeraceae.